UCUUAACAGGUCACGUUUGUUUACCAAGGAGUCGUUGGCCUACUGAAACAAGCAUUGCAACUAGUGCAUUACAAACUCGACUGGAGCACUUGGGAAAAAAAAAGGUGGGGGAGAGGCCUACAUAGCUAACCAGCUUCAUAUUCUUCUCUCUCACCAAAAAUCUUUUUCUCCCGCACUCAAUUUUACGAUCACCGGAGCUGUUAAAUGGAAAUUAGCAACACGACUUUGACACCUAGGAGUGCUGCCGGAAAAAUGUCGUCGGAGCAAGUCAUCGUGGCCGUGAAGGCAGAGAAGGUGAUCACGAAGACGGCAAUGGCUUGGGCAUUGACUCACGUCGUCCAUCCCGGCGACUGCAUUACCUUGCUCGCCGUGUUUCCCGAGGAGAAAACCGGGAGGAGGAGAUUUUGGGGAUUUCCGAGGUUGAAAGGAGACUGCCGUGCUGCUGCUGGCGGUGCUGACCCGACGUCGACGAACAGGUUGCCUGACCGGAUUGGCCAGAUCUCUGAGUCGUGUUCUCAAAUGGUUCUUCAAUUUCACGAUCGAAUUGAUGUCAGAGUGCGUAUCAAAGUCGUCUCAGCUACACCUGCUGGCACUGUGGCAGCUGAAGCAAAGGAUAAUGCAGCCAAAUGGGUCGUAUUGGACAAAAAACUGAAGCUAGAACUUCGGCAUUGCAUGGAUCAGCUUCACUGCAACAUUGUAGUUAUGAAGGGUUCACAGCCAAAAGUCCUUAGGCUCAAUCUUGAAUGCUCAGACGAAAUUCAAACCCCUUUUUAUUCUGCUGCUUCUUCACCUGUUUUGGAUGUGCAGAAGUUGCAUGGACUGAGGAUGAAGCAUUCGACUCCUGUGAGUAGCCCUGAGGAGCCAAGCACGUCCUACACAAAAACCUCAGGAGAAACUUCAUUAUCCAGUCCUGACACUGCCACUUCUAAAUUCCUUGUGUAUCAACAAAAUCCCCUUUAUGAAAAACUAACUACGGGCAAGCACACUCCUAGCCAUAAACCUAAUGGCUUUGGUCAUCCACUUGCUUUGCCAGAUUCAGUUGAGGAAAGGACUGUAACCCUUUCUAUGAGCUCAGAAAAUUUAAGUUUGGAUGAUAAAAGAAUCUUUUGGAUUCCUCAGAACCACAAGAUAAGCGAGAAAGCCCAAGAAAUUGGAGACUGCCAAAAUGGAUUGCAAAAUACAGCACUACCUAUGAGAGAUGACCAUCACCACCUUGUGCCAUGUAUGUUGACAGAAGGGCAUAAACACAAUCUAACCUAUGGUAAAGAUGUUGAAUUUAACUCGAACAUCAGAGAUGCAGUUUCUUUGUGCAGAACUUUGUCAACACCCCCUCCUUUAUGUUCACAAUGUCAACAGAAGGCACCAGCUUUUGGAAAGCCCCCUAGGCAAUUCCUUUAUGAAGAGCUAGAGGAGGCUACAGACGGUUUCUCAGAUAUGAAUUUCCUAGCUGAAGGAGGGUUUGGUUUGGUUUACAGAGGUAUUUUGAGGGAUGGACUAGUUGUCGCAAUUAAACAGCUGAAGUUUUCUGGAUCUCAAAGGGACGCUGAUUUCUGUAGGGAAGUGCGAGUUUUAAGCUGUGCGCAACAUAGAAAUGUUGUGCUAUUGAUUGGAUUUUGCGUUGAGCAGAAGAGGAGAUUAUUAGUAUAUGAGUACAUAUGCAACAGCUCCUUGGAUCUACACUUACAUGGAAACUUGGAUACAAUUCUUGAUUGGGACAUGCGACUCAAAAUAGCUAUUGGAACAGCAAGAGGCUUACGAUAUCUCCAUGAAGAUUGCAGGGUGGGAUGUAUAAUACAUAGAGAUUUGAGGCCUCACAACAUCCUCCUGACCCAUGAUUUUGAACCUCUGGUUGCAGAUUUUGGUCUUGCUAGACUACAUCGUGAAUGGGAACUUUGUGAUGAGGAGCAAGUUAUUGGGACAUAUGGGUAUCUUGCACCAGAGUACUUCACUGAUGCCAAAGUUACAGAGAAAGUUGACAUAUAUGCUUUUGGCCUAGUGUUAUUAGAGCUAAUUACGGGUGAAAAAACUGGCGCCUUGCCAAAUUACAGUGGACAGCAAUUUCUGUUCAAGAACUUUCACCCUUUGGGUACUCUGGAAGAAAGCCAUUCUUUAGCAGAUAAACAGAGGUUUCUGGAUCCCUGCUUGGUUAGUUAUGAGCUCCAAAGUUUCCCAUAUGAACUACGGGCAAUGAGCCAUGCUGCAUCCUUGUGCCUACAGAAAGAUCCUGAUCUACGGCCCCCAAUGUCAAAGGUUCUCAGAAUACUAGAAGGAGGGGGUAAAGUUGUUCCUCUGGUAUUGGAUUCAAACUCAAUCGGUAGUAGAAGCGGGCACAUCAAUGGAUUGAAUCCAGGUAUAAGUACUACAUCAAGAAGAAAGCAUUCUCGGAGGCUUUCUCACUAAGAAGUCCACCUAGAGUAGUCCCUUAUCUUUGACUGGUGAGUGUGUAGUAAAUUCUUACGGUUACGAGUGUACUUCUGUGUAACAUUGUCUGUAUAUGCUUCUUGCUCACUUCUAGAGCCAAAUUUCAUGGCUAUAAAGAAAAACACGAGUUAGUUUCAAUUUUCUUCAUCAUUUUGUCCUUUAGACCUUGGUCAUCAACCUUUCAGUGAAAAAGUAACCUGUAGCGUUGAUCAGUGAAAGUGACACUUUGUUCUCUUGCCCAAGACUUGAACUCUAUAGCACAGGAUCAGUUGCUUCAAAAUGUUCAAAUAGAUGGCAAUCCAAUAUGCUUCGUGUUCAGUUUCA
Molecule: messenger RNA, 2745 nt
Organism: Coffea arabica (coffee)
Lineage: Eukaryota; Viridiplantae; Streptophyta; Magnoliopsida; Gentianales; Rubiaceae
Product: inactive protein kinase SELMODRAFT_444075-like
Biological process (GO): protein phosphorylation
Molecular function (GO): protein tyrosine kinase activity; ATP binding
Source: RefSeq, a predicted model, not a curated record